Messenger RNA from Dentiscutata heterogama, 128 nucleotides. Lineage: Eukaryota; Fungi; Glomeromycota; Glomeromycetes; Diversisporales; Gigasporaceae. The record is from the annotation of a GenBank genome assembly.
AUGACUAAAAUAUACAAGCCUAAAAAUCAUAGGACUUGCUGCAUCGUUAUAAUUUACCGACUUUUACCUACUUCAAAUUUAAGAACAUCUUUGGGUAACAAAAUUGGUGGCUAUUUGAGCAAUCUCGA